Messenger RNA from Benincasa hispida (wax gourd), 1461 nucleotides. Its product is annotated as Ribosomal L18p/L5e family protein. The record is from RefSeq and is a predicted model, not a curated record. Gene Ontology annotation, cellular component: ribosome. Gene Ontology annotation, molecular function: 5S rRNA binding; structural constituent of ribosome. NCBI's taxonomy places the organism in Eukaryota, Viridiplantae, Streptophyta, Magnoliopsida, Cucurbitales, Cucurbitaceae. Gene Ontology annotation, biological process: translation.
AGCACUUGAUCUUGAUGACUCGGCCCAAUUAGACCCAUUAGGAGGCCCAUGGGCCUUAUCAGUUCGUAAUCGGGAAGCCCAUGGGCUUGCACUUUCGGUUUUCCAAAAAGAAAAGAAAAGAAAAAGAAGGAAAUCAGAUUUUCCUUCAAUUUCACGCUGGCAGAACCACCCCCCCAACUCUCCUCACCGCCGCCCGCCAUCCUCACGUCGUUCGCCCAAUCACCGGCCGCCACGUCCGCGCCGUCGACCGCCGUUCCCAUAGCCGUCGCCGAUAAGUUUAGGUCAUUGGGAAUUCGAUUGUUGUUACAUGAUCUUUGUGGGUCCUUGGUUCUGUCCUUGUCCUUCUUGGAGCUCAUUGAUCUAUAAUUCAAGGACCCAUCAGCUCAUUUGAACUUUUUAUAAGCGCUGCAAUACAGGUGAUCUAAGGGGAGGAACAAUUACAAAGCUCUUUAGAGCAAGAGCUCCAAAGGAUGCACCAAAAGAAAACUGACAUUGUUCCAUAAUUUGUAAAAAUCCCUAAAAAUAUUGCAAGGAAGUGAUUCAAACAGGGGGGUUUUAAGAAAAAAAAUCAGUGCUGGGAAUGACAGUAUUAAAACGCUAUGUGCUGCGACUAUUCAUAUCUUUGAAGUACAUAACAGCUAAUGUGGUAGAUAGAAACAAUGGACGGAUUGUUGCAACUGCGUCCACAGUUGAACACUCCAUCAAGGGCUCACUUGAAUGUGGCCGGUCUUGUAACGCUAAGGCUGCAGCAGUUGUUGGAGAGGUGUUGGCUAUGCGACUCAAAGUUGAUGGUCUCGAACAGGGGCAAGGAAGAGGGAUUCAUGCAGACGUAAACAAGGAAAUUGAGAAGAAAGGCUUCAAAAACCGAACAAAGAUCUGGGCUAUAGUGAACGCACUGAAAAAUAACGGCGUUAAACUCAUACUCGACAACAAUGUUGAUGAUGCAUCUCGGUCCAGUUAUCAAUAAGCAUCCCCGGCAAUCUUUUCGGCCUUCCCUGGAAAAAAAGGGGGUGAGACUAGAGCUCGACCAGUCAUCAUGAAAGACUAGAUUUUGCUUAAUUGAAGGAACUAUCUUUAUUAGUUACAAUCAGAUUAAACGUCAGUCACUCAUGAUAUUUGGAAGUCCAUGAAGUAGAGAACUUUUUACCUCCACUUCUAAAAUGAUGGCAUAGUGAUAGUGAUACCACCACCCACUUGGGCUAAUGAUGAUGUUAUCACAGUGAAAUGGCCUUAUAUGAUUAUUACACUCUACACUUUUUUUCUCCUCUUGUCUUCCUUGUUUUACGUUGUUUUCUCCUUUCUCUUUUACUGGUUUCAGAGUUGUAUAGGAGAUUAGCUCUGGGCCAAGAGGUUGAUUUCUUCCAUCUGGCUGUCUCUUUCUUGCUCGUGACCUCUGAUAUAUCACUGUUGCGUGGAAGAAUUGUAGAAUAAAAGAUGAUUAUAAAGUCUUUUCAGGUUAAA